Molecule: messenger RNA, 2811 nt
Organism: Penicillium macrosclerotiorum
Lineage: Eukaryota; Fungi; Ascomycota; Eurotiomycetes; Eurotiales; Aspergillaceae
Product: type I polyketide synthase
Exons: 2
Coding region: 1-2811 (936 amino acids)
Biological process (GO): secondary metabolite biosynthetic process; fatty acid biosynthetic process
Molecular function (GO): fatty acid synthase activity; 3-oxoacyl-[acyl-carrier-protein] synthase activity
Source: RefSeq, a predicted model, not a curated record
AUGGAAACAGUACACAGCACAGCUGAUAUCAACGGGGCACAGCCGGAGGGGGAACGCCGGCCGGAACCCAUUGCUAUCAUUGGAUAUGCCUGUCGACUCUCUGGACAGGUUUCCUCUCCCGGGGACUUAUGGGAGCUGUGUACUCGAGGUCGGAGCGGCUGGUCGCCCGUGCCAAAAGACCGAUUCUCUCACAGCUCCUAUCACCAUCCCAACCCCUCCAAGCCUGGCACUUUCAAUCCGGCGGGAGGUUACUUUCUCGACGGAGAUCUCUCUCGAUUCGAUGCCCCUUUCUUCAACGUGACUGUCCAAGAAGCCAUUUCCAUGGAUCCUCAGCAGCGUCUGCUACUCGAAUGCUCCUAUGAAGCUUUGGAGAGUGCCGGCAUUCCCAAAGAAUCUCUCGCGGGCCGCAACGUCGGCGUUUUUAUGGGCGGCAACUUUUCGGAUUAUGAACUCAAUAAUUUGCGUGAUAUUGAGACGAUUCCUCCGUUCCAAGCCACAGGCAAUGCCCCGGCUCUCCAAGCAAACCGCAUUUCAUACUUUUUUAACCUACAAGGACCUUCCUUGAGCAUCGAUACCGCUUGCUCGUCGUCACUGGUGGCACUGCACUACGCUGUACAGAGUCUGCGAAGUGGCGAGGGUGCGGGCGUGGUGCUGUUGAAGCCCCUCGCUGCCGCCAUCCGCGAUAAAGAUCCCAUUCGAGCCAUAAUUGCUAAUUCAGGCGUCAAUCAAGACGGGAGAACCAAGGGUAUCACGAUGCCAAAUGAGCAUGCGCAGGAAAAACUGAUCCGCCGUGUUUAUCGCGAAGCCAAUCUCAACCCGGAGGAGUGUGGCUUUGCGGAGAUGCACGGCACUGGAACUAAGGCUGGAGACCCCGUUGAAGCGCGCGCCGUACACGCAGCGCUGGGAGAAGGCCGAACAGCUCGAAAUCCGCUGUAUAUCGGAUCGGUGAAGUCAAAUGUGGGCCACUUGGAAGGCGCCAGUGGGAUUGUAUCGAUCAUCAAAGCCGCCAUGAUGCUGAAUAACGGGCUCAUGCUGCCCAACGCCGACUUCAAGAAGCCGAACCCCAAUAUCCCGCUUGCAGAAUGGAAUAUGAAGGUUGUGACUUCGACCCGGCCUUGGCCUCGGAGCAAAAAAUAUGCCAGUGUCUCUAACUAUGGAUUUGGAGGAACAAAUGCUCAUGUUGUCCUUGAAAAGCCGCCUCCGCCAGUCCAAGCGGAGGAUGAUGCUGUGGCAGAUGGCGAUCCCAAGAACCGGCUUUUCCUAAUUUCUGCCAACGACAAGGAUUCGCUACGAAUUCGAAUCCAAGAUUAUGGCAUUUAUUUUGAGCAGCGGCCCGAGGUGUUUGAGAACUCGCUCUUCGGCAACUUUGCCCACACGGUUGGCACCAAGUUAUCUCAUCUCUCGUAUCGGGUUGCCCUGCCCGCUGCUUCCCUCGACGAGCUCGGUAUCAAGAUGGCUCAGCUCAAGGCCAAUCCGGUCCGAGUUUUAGGGACACCGACAAUCGCAUUCGUUUUCACUGGUCAAGGCGCCCAAUGGGCGCAGAUGGGCAUUCCCUUGAUGGACGAGUACCCUGUAUUCAGGUCAGCGAUUGAACGAGCAGAUAAAUGCCUUCGUGUCCUGGGUGCCGAAUUCUCUCUUCUCAAGGAGCUUCAAAAAGAGAAUGCCAUCUCGGAGAUUCAUUCACCACAUCUGAGCCAACCGGCUUGUACUGCUCUCCAAAUUGCUAUCACUGAUUUACUCGGCUCUUGGGACAUCCGGCCUUCAUCGGUCGUUGGCCACAGCUCCGGUGAAAUUGGCGCUGCCUAUGCGGCCGGUAUUUUUGACCUGGACGGUGCGAUGGCUCUGGCUUUCCGCCGUGGCCAGAUGACCCAGCUUCUGAAGAGUUCAUACCCGCUUCUUAAAGGCACCAUGAUUGCCGUUGGUGCGGGUCCGGAUACCAUCAAGCCCAUCCUCAAGACUCUCGGCUCUUACGCCACCGUCGCUUGCGUGAACAGUCCAUCUAGCGUCACCGUAUCUGGAGACUCCGAUGCCAUCGAUAAAUUAGAGUCCAUUCUUCAAGAGAAACAGCUAUUCAACCGCAAGCUUAAGAUUGACGUUGCCUACCACUCCGACCAUAUGAAAAAAGUGGGUGAAGCUUAUCUGGCUGCUAUCAAGUCAAUUCUGCCCUCUUCUAGCGCAGUGGCUACUUUCUUUUCGUCUGUCACCGGCGAGAUUGCACAACCUACCGAUUUGGGUCCUGCAUACUGGGUUGCUAAUUUGACUUCACCCGUGUUGUUUGCCAACGCUUUGAGUAAGCUGUGCGCGGACGAGGAGAAGCGACCGAACCUACUUAUCGAGCUGGGGCCACAUUCAGCCUUAAAAGGCCCGAUCUUGGAUACUAUGAAGAGCCUCGGCUCUUCCACAUCGAAGAUUGGCUACACGCCCACCAUUGUCCGUAAUGCGGAUCCCGCUCAGUCAGUCCUGGAGGCGGCUGGCGCUGCUUAUGUGCGAGGUGCCAGCCUCAACAUCACGGAAAUAAACUUCCCGUGCAGUGCUGCAAGGAACCGGUCGUUCUUGCGGGAUCUACCCAAGUAUCCCUGGCAGCAUGAUACCCGGUAUUGGCACGAGGCGCGUAUUGCAGAGAAUCACAAAUUCCGCGACGGUAUUCGAAACGAUAUGCUGGGUGCAUUGGCUAUCUAUUCGAAUGAUUUGGAGCCUACCUGGCGCAAUAUAGUUCGUCUUGAUGAUAUUCCCUGGCUUCGAGAGCAUAGGAUGCAGGGUAUGAGUGUGUAUCCAAUGGCCGGAUAUGUAAGGCGAUUUCAAUUUGACUGA